AUAAAUGAAGGCAGGUGAGAGGAAGGGAGCCGAGGGGCUGACCAGGAGUCGCCAGAGACGCACAACGAUGGACGGAGCAGUCGUCGGGAAACUCCCGUCGCCGCGAAAAGUUGUCCGGGAUCCGGCAAGUCCUACGGCCGUGGGGGAGCGGAGGGACCGCUUCCACGUUGUCCACAAGCUUCCGGCCGGGGAUGGACCUUACGUGCGUGCCAAGCACGUCCAGUUGGUUGAGAAAGACCCAGACGCAGCCAUAGUCCUGUUCUGGAAGGCUAUUAAUGCAGGGGACCGUGUCGACAGCGCUCUAAAAGACAUGGCUGUUGUGAUGAAGCAACAGGAUAGAGCAGAGGAAGCCAUUGAAGCUGUCAAAUCUUUCAGAAGCCGAUGCUCCAAGCAUGCUCAGGAGUCCCUUGACAACAUUCUCAUCGACCUCUACAAGAAAUGUGGGAGAGUAGAGGAACAGAUAGAGCUACUGAAGCAGAAGCUUCGUAUGAUCUACCAAGGAGAGGCAUUCAAUGGGAGGACCACGAAAACGGCUCGCUCACAUGGCAAGAAAUUUCAGGUCUCCAUCAAACAGGAGACUUCCAGAGUGCUGGGUAAUCUGGGGUGGGCAUACAUGCAGCAAACCAACUUCAUGGCGGCAGAACUGGUCUACAGAAAGGCCCAAGAGAUUGAUCCAGACUCCAACAAGGCAUGCAACCUAAGCGUCUGUCUCAUUAGGCAAGGUAGGUACGACGAAGCUGGAGCCAUUCUCCAUGAUGUGAAGAGUGGAAGAUACGGCGCGACGGAAGAUGACAAGUCGCUCCUACGGGCUGAAGAAUUGCUACAAGAAUUGGGAAGAUUAAGAGGGGAGAAUGUUCAUGGCAGCACCAACAGCGAAGAUGGGUUCGAUCAUCUUGAUGACAUCAUUCUUCGUGGGUUAGAUCUAGCCCCUGACUGGUCUCCAUCAAACUUGAAGCGGCUGCCCAUAUUCGAAGAGAUCCCCCUCGUAGAGAUCAGAUAGCUUUUGUAGAGUGUCGUCUAUAGCACUGUGAUCUGUAGCAUGGUUCUUGAGUGGGUUCUGUAAAUAGUAGUCCAAUAGGUGCUUGGGUUGUUAAAAUUAUAUAUUUUUUUUUAGUUCACAGGAGUUUGGGUUAAGGAAUAAGGUCCAAAUCCGUUUGCUCUGUGUACUGUCGUUGUCACCGUGGGAAGAGGUAUUGGCUUAGUCAAAUGAAAUGUUUGUCCAGUAAGUACCUGUUAGUCUCACGUGAACUAAUGUAUCGAAUUAGUGUGGCAAAUUAGAAAAAAGUAUGGGUUCGCUAUA
Nymphaea colorata (pocket water lily) is the source of this 1300-nucleotide messenger RNA. RefSeq names its product protein SULFUR DEFICIENCY-INDUCED 1-like. The record is from RefSeq and is a predicted model, not a curated record. The coding region runs from base 5 to 1000 and encodes 331 amino acids. Lineage: Eukaryota; Viridiplantae; Streptophyta; Magnoliopsida; Nymphaeales; Nymphaeaceae. The transcript is spliced from 4 exons. Gene Ontology annotation, molecular function: protein binding.